Molecule: messenger RNA, 920 nt
Organism: Zychaea mexicana
Lineage: Eukaryota; Fungi; Mucoromycota; Mucoromycetes; Mucorales; Lichtheimiaceae
Exons: 2
Coding region: 384-920 (178 amino acids)
Source: RefSeq, a predicted model, not a curated record
GAGAAUGAUGAAAUUAUUAGGAGGAUUCUUCAUGCAAUUUGGAAAUGACCACAGUAAUACUCUUAGAAAGCAAGGAAAUUUGAAACAGUUCCUAGCAUCCGAGCAUUUUUACCCUAUUACAUAACGUACUUCUGUGUACAAAAUUAAUUGUGGAUUAGGGGAUCGUCAUAGAAAAUUACAGUAAAAGAAGCUUUCCUCAAGCGCGUGGUACUUUUUUGUCAAGUUGCACGUUUAAAGUACUGAGCAAUAAACAGAAGUGAUCAACUUAAUAUGUGUUGCAAUAUAAAUAUAGAGAACUGAAAUGAAAAAUUAUCUUUUGAAGGUUCUUAGCUACAACGUAACAAACAACAGACCGCACCAUCUUAUUAGCACUACAGUAGAUCAUGGGUUUUAACGAUCGGUUCAACGAAGACGACGCCAUGGACCUAGUGGAAUCCACGAUGUUGAGCGAUGGGAGAACGAGAACGAAAAGCCGCAAAGUGUAUGCUGGUGACGAUGCAGUUGUAGCUUCUGCUCCCACUAUAAGAGAUACGCGUCAAAAUUCACAGCAUGAUCAAUUAGAUCACGGAGAAACCGAUGAUCUCGACUAUGGUGACGGUCCUAGUAGCGCUUUUAAUGAAGGCUUGACAGUGUUUCGUCUGAAUGACCAUGACAUCGAAAAACAUAAAAGGAGAUUGGAAGCUCUUGAUGAAAACUGGUCCGAGGUCUUUAAGGUGCUACCGAAAGACUAUGUAAAGUGCAGGGGAAGUAGCGACUAUAGUCUGGCCGAUACGACUCCGUUUUUCGACGCGCGCUGCACUACAUGCGAUAAAACAAAGGAACGGGAGAUCUUUGCGUUUUCAUUACCGGUAACGCAUUACGUUGCAUUAAUAAUUACCAAACAUACUGUGAUAUGGACAACUGCUAAAACAUUCCUAUAA